Messenger RNA from Camellia sinensis, 495 nucleotides. NCBI's taxonomy places the organism in Eukaryota, Viridiplantae, Streptophyta, Magnoliopsida, Ericales, Theaceae. The record is from RefSeq and is a predicted model, not a curated record.
AUGGGUCUAAGGUGCGUUUCGAAGCCAUGGCUCUCUCUUAUCUGUGACCCUUAUUUCAUCAAAACCGACUUCAAUCGCAAUCGCAACGCCAAUAACGAAAAACAACACCACGACCGACUCAUUCUCGUUUCGGAACCUCGCGAUUUCCACUCCGUGGAUCUCAAAUCGUUACAUUCCCGUGAUGAUUUCGAGGCUUUGCACAUGAAAUUCCCACCAGAGCAAAACCCAAAUCAUUGCAUGAAGAUUUGGGGUUCGUGUGAUGGGUUGUUAUUGAUGAUCGAUGAUGUUUUCAAUUGUUCUUUGGUGAACCCAUCUACUAGACAAUCUAGAAAAUUACCCAAAUCCCCAUUUUCAAUCAACUCUAAAUAUUGUUUAGAGAGUUAUGGGUUUGGUUAUGAUUCAUCCAAUGAUGAUUACAAAGUCAUGAGAAUUUCUCAUCGUGACUAUGACUAUUCGGUUGAUCGUUCUGAAAAUAUAGUUAGUGUGUAUAACUGA